Molecule: messenger RNA, 744 nt
Organism: Eruca vesicaria subsp. sativa (arugula)
Lineage: Eukaryota; Viridiplantae; Streptophyta; Magnoliopsida; Brassicales; Brassicaceae
Source: the annotation of a GenBank genome assembly
GUCCUUACCAAUUAGACAAGAUUUACGUACAGCGACCAUGGAAGUGGUGGCGUUUCCGUACCACCACCGUACUCCUCCGCCAGAUUUUCCAUCACGUGAAACCGGAAAGUUAGCAGUUAACCGGAGUGUACUUCCUCUACGAUUCAGCAAUGUUAGAAUGACAAAGCUGACGUAUGAAGGAAUAAUCUUAACGCAGAAAUCAAGAAAACUGACGGUGGUGGAAGCAGUUUCCGGCGGCGGAGUUUCACUUCCGCCACUGGAUUUGACGGAGGAUAAUAUCCGUCUGGUCCUAACAGAGGCUCGCGUCGAGCUUGCACAACUCUUCGAUUUAUCGGUUGGGAUAACAGGACAAGUUGAGUUGGUGGAACUAGACGGACCGUUCGUUAAGAUAAGUCUAAGAGGCAAGUUUUGGCACACACGUGCAAUGGUUCUAGCUCGUAUCGGAAACUACUUGAAGCAGAGGAUCCCUGAGAUUCUUGAAGUUGAGAUUGAAGAUGAGAAGCAACUCGAUGAUAGUCCUGCAAAUUUCUAAACUUUGUUAUUUCGACACCAAUAUCGAUAUUCCCUUUUGGUUGCUUAAUGUGACAUGUUUAUGAGUUGUUUAUGCUUGGUCACAUAUAUCAAAAGUACUUUAGGUUCAUGUAUAUUUAACAAAUCUGUCUAAGACCAAUUUGGGGCCCAUAACUUAUUCCUGAGUUCAAUUAGAUUUUAUUUGGGUUAUGGUAUAUUUAAUUAUCAUAUCCA